Messenger RNA from Impatiens glandulifera, 468 nucleotides. RefSeq lists its product as uncharacterized. The coding region runs from base 1 to 468 and encodes 155 amino acids. Lineage: Eukaryota; Viridiplantae; Streptophyta; Magnoliopsida; Ericales; Balsaminaceae. The transcript is spliced from 2 exons. The record is from RefSeq and is a predicted model, not a curated record.
AUGGAUGAUGAAGUUCUUUCCGGUUUUGCACGACGUACAAGGAGAAGAUGUGAUACCAAUGAACCAAAUGGACCCCAUGCACCGACAAAUAAGUUUGCUGAAUUCAAGAAAUUAGCUCCACCAUACUUUGAUGGUAGCAGCGAUUCGCUAAAAGCUGACAAGUGGAUAAAAGAGUUGGAGAAGUUCUUCGAUGUACUCAAAUGUGACGAUGUGGAAAAGGUACGAUUUACAAUAUUUCAGUUACAAGGAAAUGCAAGCGACUGGUGGGACUUGGAGAAGCAAACUUACGAGCGCGAUACAAGUACACUCUCAUGGGAUACAUUUAAGCAAGCUUUUUACAACACAUACUUUCCCAAGAGCUUGAGGCAAGAGAAAGAGAUGGAAUUCAUAAAUCUGAAACAGGGAAAUAUGAUUGUUACUAAAUAUCAAGCUCGGUUUGUGGAAUUAGCAAAGUUUGCUCAAUCAUGA